AUGGUUUACAACCUCAUGUCUGGGAAGGACAUAAUUCCAACCAGUCAGCCAUCCAGCCAGUCAGCCAUCCAGCCAGCUAGCGCCCAGACUCCACGAGAGACAUGGGCCACCAAGCCAUGUGUGGCGGUGCACAUCCACCUGCAUUGCGGCAUGCUGCGUGAUGACUUCAGACAGAACCCCACAGACGUGGUGGUGGCAGCGGGAGAGCCGGCCAUCUUGGAGUGUGUCCCUCCCAGGGGACACCCAGAGCCCACCAUCUUCUGGAAGAAAGACAAAGUGCGCAUCGACGACAAGGAGGACAGGAUCACGAUUCGAGGAGGGAAGCUGAUGAUCUCCAACACCAGGAAGAGUGACGCAGGGAUGUACAUCUGCGUGGGAACCAACAUGGUGGGGGAGAGAGACAGUGAGACGGCCCAGGUCACCGUGUUUGAGCGGCCCACCUUCCUGCGGCGGCCCAUCAACCAGGUGGUCCUGGAGGAGGAGACAGUGGAGUUCAGGUGCCAGGUCCAGGGAGACCCCCAGCCCAACGUCCGAUGGAGGAAAGAUGACAUUGAUGUCCCCCGCGGGAGGUAUGAGAUCAAAUACGACAAAGACGACUACGUGCUGAGAGUGAAGAAGGCGUCGGCCGGCGACGAGGGCACUUUCACCUGCGUGGCGGAGAACCGUGUGGGCAAGGGAGAGGCGUCGGCCAGCCUCAUCGUCCGAGCUCGCCCUGCAGCGUCGCCCCAGUUUGUGAUUCGUCCGAGGGACCAGAUCGUGGCUCAGGGGCGCACCGCCACCUUCCCCUGUGAGACCAAGGGGAACCCCCAGCCUGCUGUCUUCUGGCAGAGAGAGGGCAGCCAGAACCUGUUGUUCCCCAACCAGCCCCAGCAGCCCAGCAGUCGCUUCUCCGUGUCCCCCGGCGGAGACCUCACCAUCUCGGCCGUGCAGCGGGCCGACGCCGGCUACUACAUCUGCCAGGCCCUGACCGUGGCUGGCAGCAUCCUCGCCAAAGCUCAGCUGGAGGUCACAGAUGUGCUCACAGACAGGCCGCCGCCCAUCAUCCGUCAGGGCCCGUCCAAUCAGACCCUGGGGGUGGACAGCGUGGCUCUCCUGAAGUGCCAGGCAUCAGGGGAUCCCGUCCCCUCCAUCAGCUGGCUGAAGGACGGAGCCAGUCUACUGGGCAAGGACCCCCGCAUGACCCUGCAGGAGCUGGGCAGCCUUCAGAUCAGGGGCCUGAGGCUCUCAGACUCUGGGAUCUACACCUGUGUGGCUGCCAGCUCCAGUGGAGAGACCUCCUGGAGUGCUUUCUUAGAGGUCAAAGAAGUGGGAGGGGUCAUGGUCAUGAAGAACCGGGACGACAACGAGCUUCCGGGCCCUCCCUCCAAACCUCAGGUCACCGACGUCACCAAAAACAGCGUCUCGUUGUCUUGGCAACCCGGGCUUGCGGGGGCGUCGCCCAUCUCCUCUUUCGUCAUCGAAGCCUUCAGCCAGUUGGUGAGCAACAGCUGGCAGACUGUUGCAGACCACGUCAAGACCACGCAGUUCACGGUCAAGGGGCUGCGACCCAACACCAUCUACCUGUUCAUGAUCCGGGCGGUGAACACCCAGGGCCUGAGUGACCCCAGCCCCAUGUCUGAGCCGGUCAGAACGCAAGACAUAAGCCCUCCAGCCCAGGGUGUUGACCACAGACAUGUUCAGAAAGAGCUUGGGGAGGUCAUAGUUCGGUUGCACAACCCUGUUGUCAUGAGUCCUACAACCAUUCAGGUCACUUGGACGGUGGACCGCCAGUCCCAGUUCAUCCAGGGCUACCGGGUCCUGUUCAGGCAGGCGUCGGGCCUGUCCUCCCCAGGACCCUGGCAGACCCAGGACGUCAAGGUGCCCUCGGAGCGCAGCGUGGUCCUCUCUGGCCUCAAGAAGGGCAUCGUCUACGACAUCAAGGUCCGCCCCUACUUCAACGAGUUCCAAGGCAUGGACAGCGAGUCCAGGACGGCCCGUACCACUGAGGAAGCUCCCAGUGCCCCCCCCCAGCAGGUGACGGUCCUGACAGUGGGCAGCCAGAACAGCACCUCCGUCAGCAUCUCCUGGGACCCCCCUCCUCCUGACCACCAGAACGGCAUCGUUCAGGAGUACAAGAUCUGGUGCCUGGGGAACGAGACUCGUUUCCACGUGAACAAGACCGUGGAUGCAGCCAUCCGCUCCGUGUUGGUGGGGGGGCUGCAGGCGGGGGUGUUGUACCGGGUGGAGGUGGCCGCCAGCACCAGUGCAGGGGUGGGGGUGAGGAGCGAGCCUCAGUCCAUCAUCAUAGGCAAGGACUUCCGAGACGUGAUCAUGAGUGGGAACCGUAACAACAGCAUCACGGAGCAGAUCACAGACGUGGUCAAGCAGCCGGCCUUCAUCGCCGGGAUCGGAGGGGCGUGCUGGGUCAUCCUCAUGGGCUUCAGCAUCUGGCUGUACUGGAGGAGGAAGAAGAGGAAGGGGCUCAGCAACUACGCAGUUCAGUCCUUCACCUUCACCCCUGCAGUGACGUUCCAGCGAGUCGACGGAGGUCUGAUGAGCAAUGGCAGUCGACCUGGCCUGCUGAAUGCCAGUGACCCGGCCUACCCCUGGCUGGCUGACUCCUGGCCCGCCACCAGCCUGCCUGUCAACAGCAGCUCAGGCGGGCCCAACGUCCUCGCUAACUUUGGCCGUGGAGAUCUCCCCAGUGGCCAGGGGGAUAAGACAGGCACCAUGCUGUCUGAAGGAGCCAUCUACAGCAGUAUUGAUUUCACCACCAAGGCCAGCUACAACAGCCCCAGCCAGGCAUCCCAGGCCACCCCCUACGCCACCACCCAGAUCCUCCACUCCAGCAGCAUCCAGGAGCUGGCUGUGGACCUGCCAGAGGCCCAGUGGAAGGCCUCUGUCCAGGCCAAGCAGGAGAUGGCCAACCUGGGCUACUCCUUACCUGACAAGAACUCCUGCAACAACACACUCCUUUUCAUUCCUGACUACCGAUUGGCCGAGGGAAUGUCUAAUAGAAUGCCCCACAACCAAUCACAAGAUUUCAGCACCACCAGCUCUCACAACAGCUCCGAGCGCAGUGGCAGUCUCUCAGGUGGUAAGGGAGGCAAGAAGAAGAAAACCAAGGCUAGCACCAAGCCCACCAAGGCAAACGGCACCAACUGGGCCCACGUGCCCCUGCCCCCUCCGCCCAUCCACCCCCUCCCUGGCACCGACAUGGACCACUACCCCAACGAGCACCACGAAGGGGGAGGGUAUGAGAGCGACGGCUGGGGCCCGCCCAUGCCCAUGCAGACCUACCUCCACCAGGGCCUGGAGGACGAGCUGGAGGAGGAGGACGAGAGAGUCCCCACGCCGCCCAUCCGGGGCGUGGCCUCCUCCCCGGCCGCGGUGUCCUUCGGCCAGCAGUCCACAGCCACCCUCACCCCCUCCCCCCGCGAGGAGAUGCAGCCCAUGCUCCAGGCCCACCUGGACGAGCUGACCAGAGCGUACCAACUGGACAUGGCCAAACAGACAUGGCACAUGCAGGGGGGCUCCCUCCCUCCCUACCCCCCCCAGGCCCCCGCUCCUCCAGUGGGGUAUGUGUCCAGCACCCUGGUGUCUGACCUGGAGACUGACCUAGCAGACGAGGAGGACGAGGAGGAGGAAGGCUACGAGAUGUCCAGGCCGCUGCGUGGAAUCGAGCACACGCCAGGUUCUAGCAUGGAUAACCUGGACAGCUCAGUAACAGGCUCCAUGGUAAACGGCUGGGGCUCGGCGUCUGAGGAGGAGCGUCAGUUCUCCAGCCGCAGGUCCAGCGUGGCCAGCUCCUCGGACGGCUCCAUCUUCGCCCACGCCGGCUUCGCCCAGGCCCUGGUGGCGGCCGCCGACAAGGCGGGCUACCGCCUGGAGGGAACCAGCCUUAGCAAGAGAGGUAAAGGCCUGACCCACAGGCCCCCCCCGGGAAGCCCCCUGUCCACAGAUGGCAGCACAGUGGGCUCCCACAGCCUGGAUCACCAGAGGGCCCCUCGACCCACACGCCGGCCCCGGGCCCAGAACACGGCGCCCCACAGGAGAGAUCCCAGCGCAGACGACCUACCUCCUCCCCCGGAGCCCCCUCCAUGCCAGGCCCAGGGCCGCAUCCAGGGGGCCCGCAGCGUGGGCAGCAUGGGGCCUCCCACAGACAGGAUGGCCUCGUCCCUGGAGUGCCAGCCCCUGUCAGGUCCCCUCACUGGGCUGGAGGAGGUGAAGAGCAGCAUGGAGCGGCAGACACGCGCCUCUCUGGAGAGACACCACCAAGCCCAGGAGAGGCUGGGCUCCGUGGAGCGAUCAGAGGACGGCCGCAGGGGCCAGAGGACAGGAGAGGAGGUGUGUCUGCCGUACAGCAAGCCCUCCUUCCCCUCCCUGGGGGGCCACGCCUCCUCUGGGACCUCCUCCUCCAGGGGCUCCACGGGGCCACGCAAGGCUGAGGGCCCUCGCCCGCCUCACCAGUGGACCGCCUCGGAACACGCAGACUUCCUGGGGGCCAAUGGCCAGGGCCAGUACGCUGGAGAGUUAUAGUGACGUGCCGGAGUGUGAACCAGACACAGCCUAGCCUGUCUUCAGCAGUGGGGGCCCUGAACUCUGCAGAGGGAGGAGCGACGUGGAACAUCUGUAAUGUGUACAGGCACAGUCACACUGUACAUCCUACAACGGUUUUGGUCCUCAAGAUAAUAUUCCCCACCUACCUUACCUUUUUUUCGUCAGAAAAAAUACAAGAUAACAAAAAAAAUAAUGUCUAUACGAGAAAAAAACGACAUUUUCAAAGUAACCGUCCUUGGAAAAAAGGGAAUUUUUGUUUCUUGUAAAUAUCUUCUAUUCAUUGUUGUUGCAUCGCUAUGCAAGCCUAGUUCUGUUAAGCUUUGAUUUCCUUAAACAGGUCCUGUUGGUUUUAUCUGGUCAUUUGUAUUAUAUGUGAAUUGAUAGGCUGUUGUGCCAUAAAAUAAUUGUUUUAUAAUCCAUCAUUUGUUAAUACCUAUCAUUGAUUAAUUAAUUAUUAUCAUUAUUGUUAAUUAUUGUUUUUUUGCACUGCAAUUUUGAUGAUAAGCACAAAAAACAUAACUCCUGCUGACAUGAAGAACCGGUCGAAUAUGUGAAAUGGAGUUUCUGUACUGUAUAGUAGAAAGAAGAAAAUAUAUCCUAAUGUACAGAGAGAUAUUUGAGAAUAAGGCUCUGGCUCUGGACACCAUCAGAUAGGUGGUCACGGCCACGCCCAGACGUAUUGGUGAAGCAGAGCUGACAGGAGAUUGUGAAUGUGCACAGAUAAGGAAGGAUAAUGACUACGCUUCACUGCGAAGGAUCGUGAUAGUGUCUUAUCUGAUUCCUAAACAACAUCUGUUGUCAGAAUACUAGUGGAAGGUACAAAGAUGAGCAUCCAGGCCGGUCAGUUCUGGGGAACUCCCAGGCUGUCCUGCAGCAGAGCAGAGCCAGUCUGAUACCUAAUCUAACAUAUUUCUACCAGCAUCAAAUGGCAACAUUUAUUAUUUAAAAAAAUGUUUGAUUUGUUUUGACACGUGUAAUUGCAAAAGCAUUCUUCUCAUAGGACUCACCUUAUGCCCCUCAGUAAAAGCAGACAUAGUCAACACUUGCCAGGCAGGUGUGUGUGCUCCCGUACAGCAGCACUUAGCAUAUGAGCAUCCUCCAAUCAUCAUCCAGCGCUCCUCUGUCACCUCAUUCAGACAGGAGAACUUGCUCAUGCCCAUUCCAGCUUGGAGCUCAUAUGGCCUGAUGCUGAUGUCACAGUGAUGCUGGUGUCACAGCAGUGCUGGUGUCACAGCGGUGCUGGUGUCACAGUGGUGCUGAUGUCACAGCAGCGCUGGUGUCAAAUAGUGCUUAUUUCGCUGUAGUGCUGAUGUCACAGUGGUGCUGAUGUCACAGUUGGGCAAGGAAACUGGAAGAGAUCCUUUAUUAGUUGCCAUAGUUUUCUUAAUUUUUUGAUAGCACUUAGUGCCAGUGUCCCCACAUUUAUGGUAUCACCCUGGAAGACAACACAAUGUUGUCCUGUGGUCUCCAGCCAGUCUGAACAGUCCAAUCUUAACCAGAGUUGUAGAUUGAAGGUGGGGUUAUUAGCACACAGAACUCAGUAGUUACAGGAGAGGGAGAGUCCCACGGAGAGUGUUGGCCAAUCACGUUGGAGAGUCCUGAGGGCACUGUUAGACUGGGGACAGGAGUCUCACUGCCUCUGUCUCUACACUGUAGAGCAGAACACUUUUAUCUGCCUGUCUGACUACUACACACACACACUCACACACACACCUCCCCCUGCCGUGACAUUGUUUUCAGCCUCUAUGUUUUAAUUUAUGUUCCCAAACAAGGAUCCGUAUCAGUUGUUUUAAAAGCCUGGUUUUAUUUUCUUUGUAUGCCUUCUAUGGACUUGAAAACGCUGCUUAACCAUAUUUUCAAUAUUACCAUUCAACAACCGUUUCUUCGUCUUCAUUUCGUGCCGUUAACGUCGAUCCAUCCAAGAAACGCGGAAACGAAAAGGCUUUGUCAGAUGAUAUGCUGUUGUAACUGUUGUGUUCUCAUCAUCGGCAUUUCUUAUCAUCACCCUAGUGGCCAGUGUUCUGGAAAUGAGGUGCACGAGUAUCUCAGGUUAUUUUGCAUUCUGGUGGUGUUCAUGUGUGUGUAUAUAUAAAUGUGUAUAUAUCCAUAUGCAUCUCCACUCAUUGAUUCCAUUCCAGUUUCAUUGCAAGAUUUCCCCCCCCUCUGUAUGUUGCUGUCCUAACUCAUUUCUUCUUGGCAGUGGGUUAUGAUUCCCUGUAUGACGUGCUGGUCCAUCCACACGAUGUCAGUAACAGAACAUACCAAAUGAAUAUUGAUAUUUCUAAUGUCUAAUGCGUUCUAGUGUCUUUUUAAUACUCAUUGUUUGCUUUUAAACCACAGUGUUGUUGUUUUGUAUUUAUUAAAAUGAUAAUUAAAAAAAGUAUAUUGUGAAAUAUGCAUAAAGAUUUGUGGAAUAUAAAAUGUCCUUUUAUUUUUUUGUAACCUUUUUCUUUUCUUUUUUUACUUGUAACGUUUUGCCGUCUGAGACGAGAAGCAAAAGUCCAGAAGGAUCUGGCGCUCGGGGCUGACGGAGGGGACCCGCCUCGCCGCUCGCUCCCUUCAGUUAGCCGAGUCACUCUCCGUCCUGCAUGUUCACCACUCUGCUUCCUCUCUCGUGUCCAAACGAAAGAAAUGUAACACCAGGGAUGUAACCCUUCCUGACUCGCUUGACAACACGACACGUGUCGUUUCAAGAAGGAGGAGUGCUGGUUUGGCUUUCCUUCUCUUCUGUUCCUUUUUCUCAAUAUUGUUGAUUCUUUGUAGCCUAUCUGUGUGUUGCCUUUUUGCUAUAAAAGAGGAUUAAAAAAAAUAAAAAGAUCAAGUUGUUGGGUGAAGUCUUUCUGUACAGUUUGGGGCAGUGAGAAUGCCUCUGUCAUUUCUAUGUUCUCUUUUCGUUCUGUAAACAACCCUGUAUUCACAUGCAUGUCCUUGUCCAAGAAGAAGAAAAAAGGAGCAAAAGAACACAGUUUUACAAGUCUCAUUCCUCAUAUCCUGUAAGAUAAACUCAACUUCUUUUCUUUCCUUGUACCUGGAUC
This is a messenger RNA of Hypomesus transpacificus, 7574 nucleotides long. It is a transcript of the gene robo2, whose product is annotated as roundabout, axon guidance receptor, homolog 2 (Drosophila). The coding region runs from base 1 to 4518 and encodes 1505 amino acids. The transcript has 30 exons. Gene Ontology annotation, molecular function: protein binding. The record is from RefSeq and is a predicted model, not a curated record. Lineage: Eukaryota; Metazoa; Chordata; Actinopteri; Osmeriformes; Osmeridae.